AUGGCAUACCCUAUUCUGUCUCUCUGGCUGCUGGUGACCAGGCUGGGUCCUCAUGCCUAUGGCCAAAGUGCACCUGCCCAGGAAAAUCAUACAACCCCGGUGGACGGGCCAACCUCCUCCCUCCUCCUGGACAAUUCCCACUUUGCCUUCAGCCUGUACCAACAGUUGGUGGCCCCAGACCCAGACAGGAAUGUGCUCUUCUCCCCACUGAGCCUUUCCGCUCCCCUCACGCUGCUAGCCCUCCAGGCCAAGCCAAAAGCCCGCCCCCAGAUUCUGCAAGAUCUGGGGUUUCAUCUCACUGGGGUCCCAGAGAGCAGGUUGCAUGAACACCCCAGUCAGCUCCUGGAAGCCCUCCUGUCAGCCCCGGGGGCGUGCCGGAUGGAUACCGGCAGCAUGCUCUUUCUGGGUCAGGGUAGAAACCCAAGGCGGAAGUUUGCCCAAAGAGCCCGGAGUCUGUACCGCACGGAGAUCCACGCCACGUCCUUCAAGAACUACCGGGUGGCCAGGCAUCAGAUGGACCUGGCCAUGGAGAAGAAGACCGGGGGCAAAAUCAAGACCUUUUUUGAGGGGAUGAAGAUGCACUCGGUUUUGAUUCUGGCAAAUUAUAUAUUCUUUAAAGGGAAAUGGAAGUACCGCUUUGACCCGAAGGACACUAGGAUCAUGCCCUUCUCGGUGAGCAAGGAGCUCAGCGUCCCGGUGCCCAUGAUGCAGAGGCUGGGCUGGUUCCAGCUGCAGUACUUCCGCCACCUCCACAGCCACGCCCUCCAGGUGCCCUGCGUCUGCAACACCACUGCUCUCUUCAUUCUUCCUGAGAAGGGGACGCUCGCCCAGGUGGAGGAGGCGCUGAUGAAGGACAAUUUGGACAAGUGGACUGAGCCCUUCCCACUGAAGUAA
This is a messenger RNA of Ictidomys tridecemlineatus (thirteen-lined ground squirrel), 894 nucleotides long. Its product is annotated as alpha-1-antitrypsin. The record is from RefSeq and is a predicted model, not a curated record. Gene Ontology annotation, molecular function: serine-type endopeptidase inhibitor activity. Lineage: Eukaryota; Metazoa; Chordata; Mammalia; Rodentia; Sciuridae.